AUGGCAGAGGCCGACAGCGAGCUGCGCCAGCGCGCUCCACCGCGCGAUCCCGAUCCUACCACCAACGAUGCCAACGACGGCAACGACGACGGGAAGAGCAAAGACGGGGACGGCGCCGUCGUCUGGGGCCGCACGCCCUCGGGCACCGUAUUCCGCGUGCCGACCACACACGACGUCGUGCGCGCGCUCCUACACCCCGCGCACCCGAAAUCGCACCUGGACAUGCUGAACAUCACCUCGCUCGCCCUCCAGCUCGCCCUCUUCCUCUUCCUCCCCCCACACGCGCGCAAAAUCUUCUUCUUCCUCUACUUCGCCUUCUGGCGCGCGGCGUACGACGGCGGCCUGGGCGUCGUGCUCACCUGGCAAUCCAAGCGGCGCUGGAUCGUGCGCGAGAUCGGCCGGCGCGGGUGGCUCGACCCCGCCCGGCGCCCGGGCACGCGCGACUGGAUCCGUCGACAACUAGUGCACAAAAUGGGCGCGGACUACUCGUUCGACGCGCUGCCGGUCGAGUACAACGCCUGGCUGCUCUUCCGGCAGGCCGUCGACAUCAUCCUCAUCAACGACUUCCUCUCUUACGUCCUCUUCGCGCUCUCCUGCGUCCGCGUGCCCACGGCCCUCCCGCUCCCCGCGCACGUCGCGCGCCUGACGCUCGGCGGCGUGCUCGUCGCGUUCAACGUCUGGGUCAAGAGCGAGGCGCACGCGGUCGUCACGGACUACGGGUGGUACUGGGGCGACUGCUUCUUCGCGCGCGGCGCGCUCGUGUUCGACGGCGUGUUCGAGCUCGCGCCGCACCCCAUGUACACCGUCGGAUACGCGUGGCUCUACGGGCUUGCGCUGCUCGCGGGCUCGUACCCCGUGCUCCUCACGGCGCUCGCGGCGCACGCGGCGCAGUUCGCGUUCCUCGCGCUGUUCGAGAAUCCGCAUAUCGAGCGCUUUUAUGGGCAGCGGCGGCCGCUGGCUGAGCGCGUUCCUAUUAAGAGGUCCACGAGGAGCAGCCAGGUGCAUACGCGGACGAAUAGUACGAGCGAGCUGGCGUUUGAGAAGCCGAUGGUCGUUGAGGAUGGGGAGGGGGUUGGGAGGGCGAGGGCGUUUAGCGCCGAGAGCGAUCGGGAUGGGAUCGCGGGGACGCCGAGUGUUACGGAGGGCGAGAGCGCGACGGAGACCGAGUUGGAGACUGAGACGGAGGAGCAGGACGUUCAGGUGAGCUGUUCACCGUCUAUCCCCAGUCGAAUUCUGUGA
Peniophora sp. CBMAI 1063 is the source of this 1239-nucleotide messenger RNA. NCBI's taxonomy places the organism in Eukaryota, Fungi, Basidiomycota, Agaricomycetes, Russulales, Peniophoraceae. The record is from the annotation of a GenBank genome assembly.